AUGGGAGCUAUAGAAAAACUUGUAUCCUAUCCCAGCAAAAUUCUUUCAAUUUUGCUCUUCACAAUCAUGCCGGAUUUCAUCCAUUUAGGCAUAUUAGCUCUUUGCAUUUUCUCCAAAUAUUACCAAAUUUUCACGACGAAACGUAGCUACGAGGCGGCGAUCAUGGGCAGCCAGAGGAGGCUACGGCCUGCUCCGGAUGCCGACGAAUGCAGUGUCUGCCUUUCAGAAUUGGCGUCGUGCGGCCACGUAUUCCACCGGCGGUGCGUGGAGAGGUGGCUGAAGGGCUACGCGCUGACGUGCCCGCUUUGUCGGGCCAUGGUGGUGCCGGAGGCGGUGGUGGCGGAGUACCGGCGGCUGCUGGCGAAGGAGGAGGAUGAUUUUGUUGAGAUGGAGUUUGCUCUUGCGUUGUUGAAUGCAUUGAAUGUUGGUGGAUGUAAUAAUGGGUUUUUUUAG
This is a messenger RNA of Salvia splendens (bonfire salvia), 453 nucleotides long. RefSeq names its product RING-H2 finger protein ATL63. Gene Ontology annotation, molecular function: zinc ion binding. The record is from RefSeq and is a predicted model, not a curated record. Bases 1 to 453 code for a protein of 150 amino acids. The transcript has a single exon. NCBI's taxonomy places the organism in Eukaryota, Viridiplantae, Streptophyta, Magnoliopsida, Lamiales, Lamiaceae.